This is a messenger RNA of Purpureocillium lilacinum, 2415 nucleotides long. NCBI's taxonomy places the organism in Eukaryota, Fungi, Ascomycota, Sordariomycetes, Hypocreales, Ophiocordycipitaceae. The record is from RefSeq and is a predicted model, not a curated record.
AUGACGGCGCCCUUGCCUGAAUACGGCCUCGACGAGGGCCUCUUGGCUCAACGUCGGUUCAAAAAGCACAAGGCCCUCCCGCGUCCUCGGCAGGGAGGGCUUGAUUACACCCGGUCGGCCGCCGUCGAGUACGAUCUCGUCAUCGAUACUACCCCUGUGGUCCACAUAGCCGGCUCGCAACCCUCGAGUCCUCGCACCUUGAAGCAUGAAUCGAGGCGGAUAGGCUCCGGUCCCGACCUCCCUCCAACUCCACCGAACCACUCCCGAAACUCUUCGAGUAGCCACUCUGCACUGCCCUCCAGCCCGACCCUCAACGAAAACAGCUUCGUUCAGACGCCUCCACGAAAUGCGGUACAGCGCUCCAUUGCGACCCCUCCCGAUCAACGAAGCCCCCCAACGCCAGACGUUACUCCUCCCGGCCCGGCCUCGCGACCUCGCGUCCUGCGCCCUUCAGCCCUCGAUCGCAGCUUUUCCCGCACGACCGAUUCGCGGACCGAGUCCUUCAAGACAGCCAGGGAGGAGCCUCUGUCAUCCGACGACGAAGGUGGCAAGUCCACGGUGCGGCCGGCGAUUGGCUCUGCCAACACCUCUCGUAGCACAAUCCUCCCUGUCGCCGACGCCCAGCCCAGUAAGGUCGUGCAACCUCAAACUCUGGACAUGGCCCUGGAGCACCUUCAAGCAACCCCCACAGACAUCUACACUCCGCGCACGAAGGGAGAAUUCGGCAGGUUCGACGGGGACUGGGGCACCCAAAGCGAUGUCGAGCAAGAAUGGGAUGACAACUUGCAACGACAGGUGACGGUGAAGAAGAGGCAGCAAGAGACUCGCACACCACGGAGUCCACGCCACGAUGAGCACAAUGAUGUAAUUGACGAUGACGUGGCCACUCCAACGAACGCGACAAAGGCUGUGCGCCAGAUGUCUCUUCGCGAAACGGCUGAGACCAACCCAUCUCCUCCGCGCAAGGCCUUGAAUAAGCUCCAUCAGGCACCAAAUCCUGGCCGCAAGGAGGCGAUAGGACGUGAGCCGCAGCUUGAGCCAAGCCUUAUGCCGGAGAUCGAUGUUCACUCGCCAACAAGCAACCAUCGCUUUGACAAGGGGGAUGCUCAUGACCAUCUCAGCCUGGGCAAGCCCGACGAUGGCGCAUCCUCCAAAAGGUACUCGUCAAGGAACACACCUUUCUCAAUUGCAUCGUUCGAAACGUCGGGUACAGCACCAGAGCUGGUAGAGGCCUUGGCUGUUCAUAUGUAUCCUCAUCAGAACUCUUCUGUUGUCGUGGUGCAUCACUCGGCGAAGCCUUCCGAAGCAUCUGACUCGACGAACAAGGAGACGGCCGCCGAGGAGGUACCGGACUUGCCGAAGAUAACGGCCACAAACCCUGACGGGAGACUGGCGACACCACCACAGCAGCGUGAGUCUCUGGAUGAGGUCGACUCUCCCCUGCGCAAUCCUCGACCACCGCCGCAGCCGCCGAAACAUCCACCGGCGAUCAACUUCAUCCCUGCCACUCCGUCCGGGCUGACUCCGGCAGAGGAGCGCCUCGUGCAGCUCGGGAACUUCUACGAGGCCACCGAGAGUAGGCCUCCGCGUCGACCUUCCCUCGUAAGACGGGCAUUCAGUCGCCGCCGCCACUCCAUCGACUACCCGCCGACGGCGUCAAAGGCCCCCGGAUUUCUGACAAGGACAUUCUCCCUGUCUGGCGUCACGCGUCGGGGUUGGCCAGCUGCCAAGGACGGGGAGAACCCAGACGCAAUGCCGGGAUAUCCGCGGGAGGACGACAAGCCGAGUGACGAGGACAAAUUACAUCCUUACUGGCGCCCACAGUGGCCGACUGACGACGGCUUGGAAUGUGAUGGCUCCUGUGAGCACGAGGGCCACGACCACGAAGACGAAAUCUACCGAUACCCUCUGGUGGACAAUCGACCCCGCAAGCCAGUGAGGAGCCUGAGCGCCAAGAUGAAACGGACCUUUGCAAUCUUCCCUACCCGGGACGACGAAUUCUUUCCUGCCGACAGUUCAGAGGGCCCAGAUAGACGCACAAUUCGGCGAACUCCUAGUGGGAACUUGAGGGUAAUGCGUCGCCGACCCAGCGGAGAGUCACUCAAUCGGAGAGAAAGCAUGUUCGACAGGGCCUGGCCCAGGAACGAUGACAGGCCCAGGCAGCCAUUCUGGCGCUCGCGCAGUCUGCAACGCCGCGCCAGCAAGGAGAGAGUGCGCAGAGCCUCCUCUCUGGGCAGCCGCCUGGAGGGCAUCCAGAACCUGCCACGGCUGUUCAGCGAGCGAAGGCGGGAGAGGCGAACGCAGGAGCUACGCCAAAUGAUCAGCGGGCCGAAGGAGGUCCGGGACGGAGUGGACGAGGUGAUCAAGCCGAUGAGCGCCAGAAAUCGGCAGUACGACAGCAACGCCAUGGUUUGA